AUGCUUCAGGAUAGGGAAAAACGAAAACGUGAAUUAUUUGUGGCGGCGCUACUGCUAGCGCUGGCGCUGGUCCGCGCCGAGGACGCCAAGAAGGCCGAGUCGGCGGCGGCGGUGGCGGAGGCUGCGGCGCCCGCGGAGGAGAAGGAGGCGGUGGCGGCGGAGGGCGACAAGGCGCACAGCAAACGCGGCCUCUUCGACAGCUUCGGCGGCUCCCACGGCGGCUUCGAGGGCUUCAGCUUCGGCGGCGGCGGCGGCGGCGGCGGCGGCGGCGACCACAAGACACACACCCUCACCGUCACACACAAGGUGGCGGUGCCCUACCCGGUGCCCAAGCCCUACCCUGUGCACGUGACGGUGGAGAAGCCCUACCCGGUCCACGUGCCCAAGCCCUACCCGGUGCACAUCAAGGUGCCCGUCGACAAACCCUACCCGGUACCCGUGGAAAAGCCCUACCCGGUCCCGGUCGAGAAGCACGUUCCCUACCCAGUCAAGGUCCCCGUCGACAAGCCCUACCCGGUCCACGUACCGGUCACCAAGCACGUGCCGUACCCCGUGCACGUGAAGGUGCCCGUGCCGCAACCCUACCCCGUGCACGUUCCCAAGCCCUACCCCGUCAUAGUGGAGAAGAAAGUGCCGGUGCCCACGCCGUACAAAGUGGAAGUCAAGGUCCCUGUCCCGCAGCCCUAUCCCGUCCACGUCAAAGUCCCCGUUGAAGUGCCCGUCGACAAGCCCUACCCCGUUCACGUCAAGGUCCCGGUGGACAAACCUUACCCCGUCGACGUGCCGCAGCCGUACCCGGUGUACGUCGAAAAGAAGAUCCCGUACACCGUGGAGAAGCCCUACCCGGUGCACAUCAAGGUCCCUGUGGACCGGCCGGUGGCCGUACACGUGCCCAAGCCCUUCCCGGUGACCGUGGAGAAGCCCGUGCCCUACCCCGUCGAGAAGCGCGUGCCGUACGUGGUGGAGAAACCCGUCCCGGUGCACGUCAAAGUGCCCGUCGACCGGCCGGUGGCCGUGCACGUGCCCAAGCCCGUGCCCUACACCGUGGAGAAGCCGUACCCGGUGACGGUGGAGAAGCACGUGGCGGUGCCCGUCAAGGUGCCCGUGCCCAAGCCGUACCCGGUGACCGUGGAGAAGCCAGUCCCCGUGCCCGUCAAAGUGCCCGUAGCGGUGCCCGUCCAUAAGGAGAGCCACGACGAUGCAGGAGCCAGCCUGGGCGGCGGCGGCGGCAGCGGUGGUGACGGUGGCCACAGCUUCGGCGGUGGUGACGGUGGCCACAGCUUCGGCGGUGGUGACGGUGGCCAUAGCUUCAGCGGUGGCGACGGUGGCCACAGCUUCAGCGGUGGCGACGGUGGCCACAGCUUCGGCGGUGGCGACGGUGGCCACAGCUUCAGCGGUGGCGACGGUGGCCAUAGCUUCGGCGGUGGCGACGGUGGUCACAGCUUGGGCGGUGGAGGAGGGGACUUCGACAUUGGCGUUGGCGCCGGUUUCGAGCACCACUGA
Gryllus bimaculatus (two-spotted cricket) is the source of this 1503-nucleotide messenger RNA. The record is from the annotation of a GenBank genome assembly. NCBI's taxonomy places the organism in Eukaryota, Metazoa, Arthropoda, Insecta, Orthoptera, Gryllidae.